Molecule: messenger RNA, 2023 nt
Organism: Bursaphelenchus xylophilus (pine wood nematode)
Lineage: Eukaryota; Metazoa; Nematoda; Chromadorea; Rhabditida; Aphelenchoididae
Source: the annotation of a GenBank genome assembly
AUGCAUCGUCCAACAUUACGAGCCAAAGAUCGCGUGUAUUCGCGACGUUUGGCGCUCGCCAAAGCCGUCCAUCGGCGGAAGAAUUUGUUGUUUCAUGAUGGCGACGAAGGUGGCCCGAACCGAGCCGCGGCGCGACAAAAAGCCUGGGAAGAUGUCAAAAUGGAGCUGGUGAACAAGGGAUUCGCCGAGUUUGCGAGCAAAAGUCAGAUGGACAUCCGCAAAACCGAUUGGCAACAUGUUCGCCGAUAUGUGAUGGACAAACGGAAGAGAGAAGUCCAUACCGGGGUCAUUGAGGAACCUAUAACCGAGGUAUGGCUUUGAAAACCGUCUGUCUUUAUUUUGAACUCGAUUUUUUGAGAUUUCUCGGAAUUUUGGAUAUUAUUUUAGGUAACAAGAUUUAAUUUUUCUCUAAUUUUGAGCUGAAAAAUAGUUUCAAAUAGAUUUUUAGGCUGUUUAUAACAUUUGACAAAUUUUGCAAUGAAUUCGGACCGUAUUUUACCCAUUUCCCGAACGAAAAUAUAAAUUAUUACCUAAAAAAUCGAAAAAUCUCAAACUUUUCUCAUUUUCGACGAUUUUUUUAUUGAAAAUGGUAUAGUUAAUUUUUAUUAGAUGUGAGAAGGUAUUAUUUGUGAUCUGUUCGAUAUGAGACACGUAUUUUACCUUUUUUUAUUACCUAAAAUCUCAAUUUUUCCAUUUUUUAGAAUUUUUUGUUUGCCACGCUUAAAAUACGACACAAAAUAAAAAAUUUCCUCAAAACACUACUAUUUUACCUUUUUUUACCCAUUUCUUCCAAUAUUUUCAAAUUUAUUACCUAAAAUCUCAUUUUUUUUUUAUUUUUUUAGAAUUGUUUGUUUGAUAUUCUUAAAAUGCGACACAAUAUUAUAAUAUUCAUCGAAAUACUACAAUUUUCCUCGUUAUUUUGCCUAUUUCUUUCAAAAUUUUCAAAUUUAUUACCUAAAAUUUCAAAAAAAUCCAAAAUUCCCCAUAAAAUCGACUAAAACUCUCCAUAAUUUGCCUCUAAAAUACGUUUUCUUUCAGCUCGACGAAGUUGUAAUGGAAAUUGUCGGAGCUGAAGGCCUUUUGAAGGCAUCUACACCUCUUUUAAACGAAUCUUCAAGUUCAGAUCCGAUAAAACUGGAAGACCAUCGGUCCGUCUCGGUGAAUGGGCAAGAAAUCUCGAGUUCCGGCCUGAACGAUGUGGCCAGUUCGGAUUCGGCGGAUGUGGAGAUGAAUGAUCAUCUUCUGGAUGGGCGCCUCAACUCUUCGACCGCCAAUAUUUUGUUCCCUCAGCUGUUGCAGGUGAGGAUUUGGGGGUUUUUGGAGAGUUCUUGGAGGUUGGUAGGGAUGAAGAUGCUUUUUGAGAAUUUUUUGAUCGCUUAUGAGGUCUUUUUGGGGCGUUUUUGAUCAGUUUUGAGGUUUUUUGGGGGUUCAUGAGAUUUUUUGAUAAAUUUUUCGAGAUUUUUUGAGGUUUCAAGAAGUGUUUUGUAUUCCGGAACAGACAUAACACCUUUAUAGAGGGGUAUGGAUACUUUUUUAAGCUUUUUGAGGUCUUUUUAGUCAUUUUUUGACGUUUUUUGAGGUUUCUCGGUUUUUUCGAUUGAUUUUUGAGAUUUUUAAACGUUUCUGUAUUUUAUAAAUGAUUUUGAUACUUUUUCAAGACCUUAGGAUAAAAUUUGAAGUAUUUUUAAACCAUUUUUGAACCUUUUUUGCUCAUUUUCCUCAAAAAUUUCAAUUUUUUUCCAAUUUUUUCUAAAAAUGACGUCAUUUUCAGUCUUUCCAAGACGCCCCCUCCUUUGUGAACCAACUCAGCUUCAACCAGGCCUCGGAAGAUCGCGAUUUCGAACACAAAAUCCGCGAUUAUCGCAUCCAAAGAGAGGAGUUUCAAACGCAGACGGAGAAGAUUCGCAACGAAAUCGAAGCCGAAAGAUUGCUCCAGGAGAAGAUCCGAACCCGUCUUCUGAUGAACGAGCUCGCUAAAUCCGACCCCAACGGCCUUAGCGACGUUGUGAAGAAUGGAAAAUAA